AUGGUAUUAAAAAAUCUUAUUCGUUAUAUUAUUAAUAAAUAUUUAAAAGAAUAUAUUGAAGAAUUAAAUUAUGAAAAAGUUAAACUUGAUCUUAAAAAUGGACAUGUUUAUUUGGAAAGACUUCAUUUAAAACCUGAAGCUUUAACUGAUCUAAGUCUUCCUGUCACUGUAGCUACUGGCUGCAUUGAAAAACUAGUACUAAUUAUUCCAUGGAAAAAUCUUUAUAGAAUACCAACAAAAGUUCAAAUUAAUGGAUUUUAUAUGUUGAUUGUUCCAAAAGAUGAAGUUCGUCGAGAUUUAACAGAAUAUUACGAUGACAAAAUGCGACGUGUUCAACGAAAAGUUGAUAAUUUAAGAAAAGCAGCAUUAAAUAAUAAAAAACUUGAUGAAAAAGAAACAACAUUUAUUGAACGAAUGAGAUUACAAAUAAUGCAAAAUCUUGAAAUAACUAUUGAAAAUUUACAUAUUAGUUAUGAAACAAUAUCAACAACAAAAUUAGGACAUCCAUUUUCAUUUGGACUUACUAUACAUCAUCUUGAAAUGACUACAACAACAAAUCAUCAAUCAAUUGGAAGAAUUAAAGAGAAUUCACUUGUAAUUUUCAAGAUGAAAGAAAUUCAUGCACUUUCACUCUAUUGGAAUACAAAAUGUAAAUCAAGAAUUGAUAUGUCAUUUGAUGAUGUUGUGGAGGAUUUAAAAUCUAAAAUAGCUACAUAUAGUUAUAUGCCAAAAACAGACGAAAUGAACUAUCUUCUUUAUCCAAUAAAUCCAAUCAUUAAUUUAACAAUAAUAUUACAACCAGGUGAAUAUAAUUUUGAACGUCCAGCAUAUAAUAUUGAUAUUCAAAUCGAACAAUUAAGUCUUAAUAUUGAUCCAAAACAAUUUUCUGAUUUACUUGAUUUUAUUAAAUUUCAAAAUUAUAGUAAAAUUUAUGAUCGUUGUCGAGAAUAUCGUGAAUUACAAUUACAAUUACAACAAACAUUAAAUAUUACUGAAUUGACAUUAGAACAAAAAGAACGUCUAAAAUAUCUCGAAACAAAAUUAGAUGUAUUCAAUUUGGCUUAUAUUCGUCAUAGUGUUGAAAUAGAAACAAAUUCUGCUCCAAUAACUAAAGAUAUAGGACAUCACCAUAAUCAUCAUCGACACUACAAUCAUUAUCAUCAUCAUCUCCAUCAUCAUCGUCAUUCGAUAAAAACAAAUCGAAUAAUAACUUCUACAGCUCCUCCUCCUACUACUAGCAAUCAAAAAUGGUGGAACACUUGGUGGCAAACAAAAAGUCAUUCAAGAGAGGAACGUCGAAAGUCAUCAACAUCUAGUUCUAUCACAACUAGUGGAGAUUUUUUUUCUGAAGAUUCACCUAACAUUGAUAUUAAAGUUAAAGUUAAUGAUCUCAUAUUGAAUUUAUCCUUACCAAAGACAAAUAACACUUCGGAAAUAUUUCGAUCAACAGAAAAUGAAAUUCUUUGUCCAAUUAAAAUUAAUGAUGCUCGAUUAGAUUUAAAACGACGAGCUGUUUCAUCAAAUAUUUUAUUUAAAGUUGAUCUUCAAUCAAUAUCUUUAUUUGGUAUGCAAACUGAUAAUCAAUAUCGACCAUUAUUAGUAACAGCAGCUUCCACAACAAUUCUUCCAUUAAUACAUAGCGAAUUAGAAUUUUCGCCAAUUGAUAAAAAAUCUGAUUAUCGUCUUUUAUUAGUUCUCGAACCAUUAAAAAUUACUUAUGAUGCUCCAACAAUUAAUAAAAUUGUUGAAUGUUUUGAUCCAAAUAAUGAUAAACUUAUAUCGACAUUAUCACAAAUAAAACGAAGAACUAUUGAAGAAAUGGAACGAGAUCUUUCUCAAUCAAAAAUUUUUGAUAUGACAAUGCAAUUAAAAGGAAUUUCAUUAAUUUUACCAGAAAAUGGUAUAUUCUAUAAACAUUCUGCCAUGAUUCAUAUUGAUUUGGACAAUUUGGUCUUAAAAUCAUGUUUAGAUAAUAAUAAAGAUGAUAUUAAUUCAUUAUCCAAGGACGAAGCACAACAGUUAAGAUUUUAUACAAAAUAUAAAUUGAGACUACGCAAUCUACAAAUUAUUUACUCACAAUCAGAUAGACAACAAUUACAUAUAUUACGAUCAAUACCAUUAGUUGAUAUCAAUUUUUACAAAUGUAUCUAUUCGGAUGAUGCCUAUUUGACAGAUUGGCGUAUUGCUGCAACAAUUUCCAAAAUGGGUCAAAUUGAAUUAUCAAAAACAACUCUCAUAAGUUUAAUACAUCAUUUAAAAUCUGUUCCGUUACUAUAUUCAAAUAUGAUGGAAGCAUUACAUCGAAUCAAUCUCUAUUUUUUUAUUUUUCCACCUUAUACAACUGUAGAAGUUGAUAUUUCUAUUCGAAAAUGUUUUCUUCUAUUGACACAAUCAUAUACAUCGAUUAUUACAGAUGUUCAUUGUCAUAUAUUGAAACCAAGAGAUAAAAAUAACAAUAAAAAAGAUAUAACAAUUUCACUGAAUAAUUUAACAAUGUCAUGUCAGACUAAUUCUGAUAUAAAACAACAGUAA
Rotaria sp. Silwood1 is the source of this 2532-nucleotide messenger RNA. NCBI's taxonomy places the organism in Eukaryota, Metazoa, Rotifera, Eurotatoria, Philodinida, Philodinidae. The record is from the annotation of a GenBank genome assembly.